UCACAUGUAGAUACGGUAGACCCUUUAAAUACGCAGUCUUCAGCUCACUGGAAGCCUGCACUGAACGAAGUAAGAGAUUGAAGUAUCUAUCUAACGAGCUUAAAGGGGAGCCGAAGAGAGAAAUGCAAAAGAUUUCCAAGGGCAAAUGGUUGAUUAAAACUGAAGCACAGAUAGAGCAUCUCUCAUUCUCUACUCUCACCCACGACCAAGAGAUGUCAAUCAUGGUCUCUGCUCUAAAGCAUGUCCUCUCUGGCGGCAACCACUCAACAACAAUGGCGACGAUGACAAUGGAAUCAUCUUCCAAUGCAACUGCAACAGAAGCAGCAGCAACAGGAGAAGCAGACGGAGUAAUCUUGCUCCCGGAAGCUGACAAGUGCCGCCUCUGCUGGAUUGACGGUUGCCUUGGUUGUGAACUCUUUGAGUUCACGCGAGCAGUAGGAGAUGAUAAUGAAGAGCAGAGGAGGAAUGUGAACGAUGAUAGUGAGAAUAAUAGUAACAGUAAGAGUAAGACGAAGACGAAGACGAAGAGGACGAAGAAGAACAAGUACAGGGGAAUUCGAUUGAGACCUUGGGGCAAAUGGGCCGCAGAGAUUAGGGACCCUCGACGCGCCAUUAGGGUAUGGCUGGGUACCUUCGAUACUGCCGAAGAGGCUGCCAUGGCAUACGAUAGGGCCGCCAUUGAAUUCCGUGGACGCGAUGCAAUCCUAAAUUUCCCCCUCCCUUAUCACACCCAUACCCAGAUCCAGGCCCAGAAUCAAAAUCAAACUGAAACUGAAACUGAAACUGAAAAUAAAAAUGAAAACUUUCCCCCCAAUAUUGACCCUCAACCCCAACAGGAGCUGGAACAGGGCAUGGAGCCACUGCCCGAGAUGCUAAGUGGACAUCCCUUGCCAAGUCAUUUCUACUUGCCGACGGCGGCGGUGGAAAUGGAGAUGGAGAUAGCAGGUGUAGCAACGGAAACCAUUGAACAGAAGACUGGUCCGAGCUCGGAUACAGUGAAAAGGGAAGACGAACCGCUCGAGGAGGAGUGGAUGAAAGUGAAUGCAUUAAUGCAGCAAUUCUGAUUGUGAUGUUAAGGGGAAGAGUCCAGAUCAGGUCCUAACACAUGGACCGUCCUAGUACAAGUGGCACGACACGUAUUCAUAGAAUGACAUAAAUAACACAGAGCCGUCCUUUUAUAUUAUAAUUGUGGGCUCCAUAUUCUUCUC
Molecule: messenger RNA, 1208 nt
Organism: Macadamia integrifolia
Lineage: Eukaryota; Viridiplantae; Streptophyta; Magnoliopsida; Proteales; Proteaceae
Product: ethylene-responsive transcription factor ERF109-like
Exons: 1
Coding region: 123-1064 (313 amino acids)
Biological process (GO): regulation of DNA-templated transcription; ethylene-activated signaling pathway
Molecular function (GO): DNA-binding transcription factor activity; DNA binding
Source: RefSeq, a predicted model, not a curated record